CAUUUAAUCAUGUAUAUUGACAAGGAUAUGAAAGAUUAAAGUCAAUUGAUCAGCGUAAAAGUAAACGCACAAAAUAUAAUGAUUUAGUUUUGCGAUAUUGUUGAUGUGUAAACGUACUUUUGUUGUUUUACAAGCUUCAUCGAGUUGAAUUGAGGAAUGAAGUUUAAUUCAAAGAUUGUUAAUAUUUUAUCAUUAAUCUCAUUGAGUUGGUUAGCUGGUUUAAAUUCAUUUCCGUUUCAUCGUGAACCCUCUCAUCAUGAAUCGUCAAAUCGUUUAAUUGUCAUCUCAUUUGAUGGCUUCAGAGGUGACUAUUUAUCGCCCAUUUUGACGCCAAACUUAUGGUCGAUCAUGAAAAAUGGUGUUACUGGGUCAAUGUUUCCUAUGUUUCCAAGCAAAACAUUUCCUAAUCAUUUUUCAAUCGCAACUGGUCUUUACCCCGAGUCUCACGGGAUCAUCGAUAAUCGAAUGUAUGAUCCAGAAUUCGAUGAAGUUUUUAAAAAGACGAACUCAGAUCCUAAGUGGUGGGAUAAUGGAUACUCUCUGCCUCUAUGGAUCGCCAAUGAGCUUUCUGGACACAAAAGCGGAGUCGCCAUGUGGCCAGGCUGUUGUACCUCAUAUCGUGGGCGGUCAGCAAGCUACAUGUGCGACUAUAAUAAAACUAUGAGUUUCGAAGAGCGAGCCGAUAUUGUGUUCAAUUGGAUGACUCGAAAUGACGAUCCAGUCAAUCUUGCCUUCCUUUACAUUAACCAACCCGAUUCAUCGUCACACGAAUAUGGACCUUUCAGUAAAAAAGUAAUACGACAAAUCAUGCAUGCCGACCAAUUCGCAGCUUACUUGUUGGAAGGUUUGAAGAAACGAAAUAUGUCAGAAAAUACAAACAUGAUAUUCUUGAGUGACCAUGGAAUGAACGAAAUCAACAAAAAGACCUCAGUCAAUUUAACUCAACUUUUGGAUACAAGUUUAUUCCGUCAGUUUGGUGGGACACAAGUCAUCGGUAUCCUUCCAGUUGAAGGUGCAUUUAAUAAAGUACAUAAAAUGCUCGUCGAUAAAGCAUCCAGCAACCAUUACAAAGUUUACAUUAAAUCACAAAUUCCAGAAGAAUAUUUUUACAGGAAUAAUCGUCGAAUCAUGCCAAUAAUUAUAGAAGCUGAACCUGGUUAUGAAAUUACAUUCAGUGAUUGGAUUCAUGAUCAACCUGUUUGGGGCAAUCAUGGUAAUGAUAACAGACAAUCUGAAAUGAGAUCAUUGUUCAUUGGUUACGGGCCUCUUUUUAAACAAGGCUUUAAAUUGACUGAAUCUGAAUUUUUCAACAUUGAUCUCUACCCAUUAAUGGCUAAAAUAUUAAACAUUAAUAUUCAUGGUUAUUCUUUCAAUGGAACUGAUAAAUUGACCCGACAAUUCUUAAAUUUUUAUUAUUGACCAAACGAUGUUAUUAAUACAAU
Molecule: messenger RNA, 1442 nt
Organism: Tetranychus urticae (two-spotted spider mite)
Lineage: Eukaryota; Metazoa; Arthropoda; Arachnida; Trombidiformes; Tetranychidae
Product: bis(5'-adenosyl)-triphosphatase enpp4
Source: RefSeq, a predicted model, not a curated record